Racocetra fulgida is the source of this 1008-nucleotide messenger RNA. The record is from the annotation of a GenBank genome assembly. Lineage: Eukaryota; Fungi; Glomeromycota; Glomeromycetes; Diversisporales; Gigasporaceae.
AUGCAAAGGAAAGAUAGUUCAAAGCUCGACCAAGUUAUUGAACUUGAGCGUAAAAGAUUAAAAGAGGUUAGUAAAAAAAUUUGGGAAAAACAGCCACCACCGCCACAAUAUCUCUAUAGUGACGCACGAACAGAUCAAAAAGUUGAAAAAUACAUUAUUGAAUGGAAAAAAUUAAGUGAUAAUAUACCAUUAAGGUUGAUAAAGAUAUUCUUGAGCUCAGAUCACAACAUUAAAGUCAAAAGCCAUGGUCCUAAACAGGCAUUUAUGAUAUUUAAAGAGUUAUUAAGUAAAGGUCAAUUAAGGGAUGUACCUUUUUAUGAUAUUCAACGACUUGCAGGAUACUUUGCAAAGGUCCAUCAACGUAAUGCGAUAUUUGUAUUGGAAGCCGCAUUGGAACAUGGGUUUAAGUUAUCUUAUUUCGAUUAUCAUAUGUUGAUUGUUUUGUAUAGAAAAAUCAAAGAUAGAAUAGGUGCAAUUCGAACAAUAGAAGAGAUGAAAAAUCUAGGAUUUGAACUUACUAGUGAAGAUUACUGUGAACUUCUACAGUGCAUAAUGAGUAAUAGUGGUGAUAUUUUACUGGCUAAAAAAUAUUUGAAUGAGAUGAAAUCAAAGAAACUCCAUCUAAGCUAUAAUGCGUACAUGGAAUUAAUUAAUGGCUUUAUUGAACACAAUGAUAUAAGGGGAGCCGGACAAUUAUUUAUCAAUAUGAUACAAGAAGGUUUAGCGGCUCCAAAUAUUUUUAUACCUAAUGAUCAAAACUCGGAUAAGCCAAUGGAAUCAAAUAAUUUGAUAAAUUGGGAAAAAAAUCUCUUAAAACAAAUUUAUAUUAUAUUUAUUCAAACUUUUGUUCAUCAUGAUAAUUUGCACCAAGCCAAAAAAUACUAUGAUAAAUUAUUAGGUGUAAAUUCAGCACCAGAUCCUGAAAUUGUAAAAAUAAUGAUAAAUUCAUGUUUAAAUAGAAGAGAAAUUAUAUUAGCAAAACAUUUGUUAAAACAAAAUCUAAGGUGA